GUUAGAAUACAAGGCUUUUGUGUUCCACCAGCCCCCUCAUCACUCAGGUUUUAUUCCAUUUCUUCAAGUAGUGGACAUGUUCCUGCCACUCUCUAUGCUUUUAUUUAAUCCGGGCAGAGCCCAGACUGAACAGAUGGCUGAAAACAGUGAAGGGAAGACUAUAAAAUGUACCGCGUCCUCAGCCUCAUUUGAACCAAGCAAUGUUGUAUUUUUUUGCCCCCUUUGCGACAAAGAUCACAUGUGUUUUGGAGAUGCGUUAGCAGAGGCAUCCAGCUAAGCGGCCAGUGACAGAGAGGAUAAGAAAUAGCCCCACCUUUUGAAGGAUCCAGCAGGUGUAGAGGAGCUAUCCUUUUGGAAGGAACCAAGGACAAGGCAGCCGUCGGGUGGCAAUUGAAGUAAAACACAGCACUACCGGCAAAAAGUGGUCCAUCAAAAAAGUUAACAGGAAAACAGUAAAUAGCAUGCAGAGAUAUGUGGGGUUAUGGAAUGGUGCCGUGUUCAGAGCCUUGUUUCUUCUGUGUACUCAUCGGAAGGGCAAAAACUUCUGCUGGUUUUGGAUACGAAAAUGAACUGCAGAUAUUGUUCACAGUGAUCUAAAACUGGAAAACAUUUUAGUUAAAAGCAGUGACAUCGGUGAAGCAAAUGAAAUGAAAUUAAACAUAAAGGUUUUCCAUCCUUGGACUCAGUUCACCACUUCCAUCAGUAGAAACCAUCAUGGCCAGCUCUUCUCAUUUCAUGGCCUUGCUUUAUAUAUCCUUUUGGAACAGCAACUAUCACAUUCUAUCAUCUCACCAAGGGUUUGGAGAGGGUGGACACAACAACAUCUGUUUCAGGGAAUUCCAGGAUUAUAACUGGACAAGAGGAAAGUUUCUAGAUGUGGUUGACUUCACUCUAGCUGUACAAAAACCUGGUGGUAGUGAGAGCAUGUUUCAGUCUAUCUGUGGGACUCCUAUAUACAUGGCCCCUGAAGUUAUCAGUGCCUAUGACUACAGCCAACAGUGUGACAUUUGGAGCAUAGGUGUCAUUAUGUACAUGCUGGUGAAACACAAGUUAUCCAGAGAUCAUGUCUUAACGAAGGAAUUAAAGAAGGAAUGGAAUAAUAAUCUAGACAUUGGUGAGGAAUGCAAUAUACAAGGAGAAUCAAGUAACCCUGCUACUACGUGUCAACAGGAUGAAACCAGUGAAGCACAAGAAAGCUCUACCAGUAACAAUGGUAACAUAGAACUUGGUGCAGAAAUUGAAAUGGAGAAUGGGGCAACAAAUACUCCACACCAGCAAAACAGUCCCCUGCAGGUAGGUCCAGUAUCUCCAGUAUCAAAUUCAAAGUGGAAUCAGGAUUGCCAAGAAAAAGAGAAUUGGACAAGUCCUUGGUACCUUCCACCCAGGAACUGGGAAAUAAAAGCCUGCUGAAGUCUGCCGUCUCACUCAGAACCAAAAAGUAAUCAUAGGAUAUCCAUCAACUCUGAACAGCUUAAGAGUAAACAACUAUUACUUGUGCCAAAAUGAGCAGACUAUAUAAAGAUGGACAAAUAUAUCCUGAAGUGUUUGCCUCUCUACUCUCCUGAACCCUUUAAUCAGAAAGCUUUAGCUUUCCUUUAGCACUGAAGAAAAUCUAACAGCAGUGUGAACUCCUAACCUGUAAGAGGACAUCCACUGAUAGUAUUUUUGUCAGAGUACAAAUUAUAGAAUUGUCUAAAAUGUAUGUAAUUUAUUUGCUCUAUACUAAUAGGCAUCACGCCAGGCAGGCAGUUUGCUUUCACAAAUCCAUUUUGCUGUGUUUUACUUGCAUUUACUUUCUUUACUUUUGUCACAAAUAUUUAGGGGGAAAAAAUGAGGCCAGAAUCUGUAAUAGGGAUUCCUGAUAACUGCAUGCUUUACAUUCUGAGAAUAUUCUAGGAAAUUGCUUAUAAAUUUGCUUGAGGCAUUAUAGCACAAGUGCUUCUGUCUAUGGAAUUUGUUACUGCUAUUUUAGGUUGCUGUCAAUUGCUUAUUUUUAAGCAGAACUUAUUUUAAGCUUGAAGAAUAGGAAAUGUAUUUUUA
This is a messenger RNA of Aquila chrysaetos chrysaetos, 2040 nucleotides long. It is a transcript of the gene STK33, whose product is annotated as serine/threonine kinase 33. Gene Ontology annotation, biological process: protein phosphorylation. The coding region runs from base 715 to 1410 and encodes 231 amino acids. The transcript has 10 exons. The record is from RefSeq and is a predicted model, not a curated record. Gene Ontology annotation, molecular function: protein kinase activity; ATP binding. NCBI's taxonomy places the organism in Eukaryota, Metazoa, Chordata, Aves, Accipitriformes, Accipitridae.